Nilaparvata lugens (brown planthopper) is the source of this 1746-nucleotide messenger RNA. RefSeq lists its product as uncharacterized. The transcript has 6 exons. Gene Ontology annotation, cellular component: plasma membrane. The record is from RefSeq and is a predicted model, not a curated record. Bases 141 to 1535 code for a protein of 464 amino acids. Gene Ontology annotation, molecular function: odorant binding; olfactory receptor activity. Gene Ontology annotation, biological process: sensory perception of smell; detection of chemical stimulus involved in sensory perception of smell. NCBI's taxonomy places the organism in Eukaryota, Metazoa, Arthropoda, Insecta, Hemiptera, Delphacidae.
UCCUGAAAGGGAAAGUGUUCUUGUUCAAUCUCGCAAAUAACUGGUCCAUCACGAGUGGGAAAGUAAGGACAUAAAUCUGGUAGUAGUGGAAAGUCAACUUUCAGUUUGUUUUGAUUUGAUUUUAGAAUAUUGUAUUGAUAAUGGAGAUCAUAGAACAUGUGAGAUCUUUCACAAACUUCUUGGGAGGCACAAGAAACAGCCUUGGACCUAGACUUUUCAUACUACUGAAUUUGGUGAUACAGGUCGAUCAGCUGUUUUCAAUGUACAUCAACUGGGACAUAUUUGUAAAGCGACUAUUGGCAAUCAAAGAGUUUAAUUCAGCACUUUUUGCCAUUUUCGUUUGCUCAUCACUGGACGAUAUUUCUUCCUUGUGCAAUAUGGCUGAAAAGCUGCUGAAAAAAGAAAAGUUUUUUCAGAAAAACGGUGAAAGCUCGAAUAUAACCUCAGGAAAAACCAUGCAUCAGAAGUGGGACAUAACCUCAAAAUCUACGAACAACAUGGAGGAUUGCCGCCAAAAUUUGAACAUGACCUCAAACCGGUUAAUGGCAAACUUUCAUCAGAGAACAGACCAAACCUCAAAAUAUGUUACAGAUUCUUGUCCAAACUUGGAGAAACCCUCAAAAUAUACAUCAAGCAUGGAAGAGGUGGAUCAGAAGUCUGACAUAACCUCAAAAUGUUUAGAAAACAUGGUAAACAUUGACCGCAGAUUGAAAACAAUUCUGGUUUCUCUCAUUUUGUUUUCCUCAGGGCUACCAAUUGUUUUUGCCUGUCUGAUUACACUCUUGAGAGACCGUAGCAAAAUCAACAUAGAAAAGAUGCCUUUCAUCAUCUACAUGCACUACCCAGAAGGAUAUAAAACUCUUGAAAUCUAUUUUAUGAGUCUGUUUUUGCAGCUAGUUUGGUAUGCCACCAUGUUGUCCUAUGUUUACUGUGCUAGUGUAGCAUUUGCUUUGGCUUCAAUCAGUCUCUGUACUCAGAUGAAACUGAUUUGUCUGUCACUGUUUGAAGUUGGCAGCAGUGGAAGUUCCAUUUUGAAAUCGGAGACAGUUGGCAGGACUGGCUGUGAUGAUAGCAUUGAGAUGUCGCACUUGAAACAAAUUAUAAGAGACCAUCAGGAGGUUUUCAAUGAUUUUCUGGAACUCAACAAAAGAUCGAAGAUUUUCCUGUCAGCAUUCAUUAAUAUACUGGCCAUACAAAUGUGCUGUUAUAUAUUCUUCAUAAUAGAGUUGGAGAACGUUUCAGCAAAAAUCAAAUAUUUGGCAACGUUACUGCUCGUUUUCUCACUGAUGUUCUACUUCUCUACAGUUGGACAAAAACUGACAGAUGAGAGUGGCAACGUAGAACUGGCUCUAUGGGAAUGUCCCUGGACCGAUAGAUCGAUGGAAUUCAGGAAAUGUAUUCUAAUGAUGAUGACAAGAGCUUCUAGAAAAGUUUUACUAAGGCCUUAUAACCUAUAUGUGGUGGACUUCAAAUGCAUUACAAAUAUUGUGAAUGCAACGUAUUCUUAUUUCAACUUGAUCUCAAAUUCGAAAUGAUGUCUCAAAAAAGUUGACAAAUUAAUAUUUGGAAAUUCAGAAAAAUUGGGAAUAUUGACGACCAUUCAAUGGAUUAUUAUAUUGAUUAAAUGAGUGGUUGACUACAAAAUGACAGGGAUAAACAACAAUAAUAAUUAUAUUAUCUAUGAUUUCAACAAAAAAAAAAUGAUAACUUAUAUAUCACUUUUUAAUAAACUGUAAAAAUUCAACU